CGCAUUUCCUACGUAGAAACCCCUUUGAACAGUGUAAGCAAGGAGAACGGCACCAAGCUAGCGUUACUUGUGUACGUGCGCGUGCAUGACGUGUGUGUCGACGUUUGGGAAAGAGGGGAGGAUUUGGCGAUCCCAACUUGCAAAUCUUUGAUUUCAACCCUAAAAAUGGCCCUUCUAACCCUCAGCAGGUUUGCCCUAGGUUCUAGCGUGAGCCGCCUCACGAAACAAUUGGUAACGGUAACAAGACCUGUUGCUGUUGCUCGGGUAUCCACGUCGAACGUGCAGCGCGAAUCUUCGACUUCGGGACGAUCGCAUUCGCAGAACUUUUCGUCCACUGAUGUUGACGGUGCUGGGGGAACUAGGUCGAGGUUCUUUGUCGGGGGUGCUCUUUUACUUGGUGGGAUUGGUCUGACUGCCUACACAAAGUUUGUCAACAACUCUGAGUGUGCCACUGCAAAGACCACAAAGUCGGCUGGAGACUCUCUCAGUGCUGCAGAAAAAGCUGGUUUGCCGAUCAAAGGCCUGCCUGAGUACAGCCAAGAGGAAGUGGCCAAGCACAAGACACCAGACAAGGGUAUCUGGAUGACCUACAAGAAUGGCGUGUACGAUGUGACCUCAUUCAUGAAGGCUCACCCAGGAGGAGGCAAGAUUUGGCUGGCGGCAGGUGGGUCACUUGAGCCAUUCUGGGCACUGUAUGCAGUGCACAAGUCUGAUGAAGUGUUUGAGAUCUUGGAAGAGUAUCGCAUUGGCAACUACCAAGACGCUGACAAGAUCAAGCACAAGGAUUUAAGUGAUCCGUUCGCCAAUGAUCCCUACCGUCACCCAGCUCUCCGUGUCAACUCUGAGAAACCUUUCAAUGCUGAGCCGCCACCUAGCCUACUGGUGGACAGUUUCGUCACCCCAAAUGAGCUGUUCUUUGUAAGGAACCACCUUCCUGUACCCCAGUGUGACAUGCAGAAUUUCAAGCUCCGUGUUGAGGUUCCAGGCAAGAAGACCAUCAACUUGUCUAUGGACAACCUGAAGAAGAACUUCAAGGAGCACACCAUCAUGGCCACCAUGCAGUGUGCCGGCAAUCGCCGAAGCCAAAUGUCUGGCUACAAGACCGUCAAAGGUUUGUCCUGGAGGUAUGGGGCCAUCAGUACUGCAGAGUGGACGGGCGUGAAGCUGCGAGACCUUCUCCUUCAAGCUGGGCUGACAGAGGAGGACGAGGCCAAAUUCGCUCACAUUCAGUUUGAGGGUCUGGACAAGGAUGCCAGUGGUGGACACUAUGGCUCCUCCAUCCCAUUUUCAGUAGCCAUGAAUCCCUUCCGGGAUGUCCUAGUAGCCUACAAGAUGAAUGGCACCGAUAUCCCGGCUGAUCAUGGCUGUCCUCUGAGGGUGAUCAUUCCUGGAAACAUCGGUGCCCGCAGUGUCAAAUGGCUGUACAAGAUUGUCGCCAGUGACCAGGAAAGCCCAAGCCACUGGCAGCAGAAUGAUUACAAGAGUUUCAACCCCUCGGUAGACUUCGGACAGCUUGACUACAAGACAGCACCUGCUAUCCAGGAGUACCCCGUCCAGUCAGCCAUCUGUACACCGAGGGAUGGAAGCAAAGUCGACGUCGAUGAGGAGAAGGUUACCAUCAAGGGAUAUGCCUGGAGCGGAGGGGGACGGGGCAUCCUUCGGGUGGACGUAUCAGUUGACGGGGGUAAGGAAUGGCACGUGGCCGAGCUACAAGACGCAGGCCAAAAAAUCAGUAGGGUUUGGGCCUGGACUCUUUGGGAGGCUGAAAUUCCCAUCCCAAAGGAUCACGGCGGCAAGCUAGAUAUCUGCUGUAAGGCCAUCGAUUCCUCCCACAAUGUCCAGCCAGAUACAAUGAAAGGUAUCUGGAAUGUCAGGGGGCUACUCAAUACAGCCUGGCACCGCAUCCAUGUUGGUGUUGUUCAAGAAGAGUGAUUAAUCUGCCAACUCUGCAGAUACAUGCAGCAUUGGAUUUUGUUGGUUUGGGUAAAGAACCGCAGAAGAUUGCCUCCACCUCUUCAAUUGUAAUCAUUCAAAGGAAGCUUUCAAUUUUAUUGUAAAAAAAGUACAGUAAACUCCGGCCAAGUGGACAUCGUACAACUCGUCAAAUCACUCAAGUCGGUCGUCUAACUAAAGUCCCAAUUGUCUGUAAUGCAUUUCCAUUAAAUUUUUUAUUUCUAAGUCGGCUUUUAUAAGUCGCCACAUCGCUCAAGUCGUCGUGUUAC
Molecule: messenger RNA, 2222 nt
Organism: Patiria miniata (bat star)
Lineage: Eukaryota; Metazoa; Echinodermata; Asteroidea; Valvatida; Asterinidae
Gene: suox
Product: sulfite oxidase-like
Exons: 4
Coding region: 166-1932 (588 amino acids)
Cellular component (GO): mitochondrion
Molecular function (GO): molybdenum ion binding; oxidoreductase activity; heme binding
Source: RefSeq, a predicted model, not a curated record